AUGGCUAUUUUAAACGCGUCGGCGAGACGCGCGCAGAGCGGGCUGCGCGUGUGUGAAUCCGGUACGCGCGACGCGCAUGUGUGGAUUGUGUUGUUGAGGCGCGCUCUCUCUGUUUACCGCGCGGUACUGCGGCCGGCGAGCGCUCCGCACGCGUGUGUCUUGCAACAUCGAAUUUUCCGACGGCGGUCGAGUUGGAUUAGCGUUCCAUGGUGUUCCUUCGUUAUUGGUGUUAUUUCGUGUCAACCGCCAGCGGAUAAGGGGCGGUCAGUGGUAUUGAGCGUGACUAUUUCGGGCGCGGGACCG
This is a messenger RNA of Iphiclides podalirius (scarce swallowtail), 303 nucleotides long. The record is from the annotation of a GenBank genome assembly. NCBI's taxonomy places the organism in Eukaryota, Metazoa, Arthropoda, Insecta, Lepidoptera, Papilionidae.